Polypterus senegalus (gray bichir) is the source of this 4134-nucleotide messenger RNA. RefSeq names its product zinc transporter Slc39a7-like. The record is from RefSeq and is a predicted model, not a curated record. Gene Ontology annotation, molecular function: zinc ion transmembrane transporter activity. The transcript is spliced from 9 exons. Lineage: Eukaryota; Metazoa; Chordata; Cladistia; Polypteriformes; Polypteridae. Gene Ontology annotation, biological process: intracellular zinc ion homeostasis; zinc ion transmembrane transport. Bases 1 to 1467 code for a protein of 488 amino acids. Gene Ontology annotation, cellular component: membrane.
AUGUUUACAGCUCAGAAGAAGAGGAGAAGCCUGUUGAAUCCAAAACUCCAAGAGUCUGACAGGAUCCACCGGGUUUGGUGGAUAAAUGGCAUCUUCCGACCUAAAACUGUUGAAGAGAUUGAGUUUAAGUGCAACGUUGAUUGUUUGCUCACGGCCACUCUCAUUCUCACGGUGACCACGGCCACUCUCAUUCUCACGGUGACCACGGCCACUCACUCUCACGGUGACCACGGCCACUCACAUUCUCACGGCGACCACGGCCACUCUCACUCGCAUGGCGACCACGGCCACUCUCACUCGCAUGGCGACCACGGCCACUCUCACUCACAUGGUGGACAUGGUCAUUCCCUCCAUGAAGGUGCCAGCAAAUGGCAUGCUAGUGCUAAUAUGCAUUUGCAAGAUGAGGCUGUAGAACAUGGCCACUCACAUGUCAGCAAUGCACAAAAAGUACAAGCUGAUGCUCCUAAAGGAAGAGAGAAGACUGACCCUGUAGAACUCUGGACUCAGGCCAUUGGUGCUACCCUCUUAAUAAGUGCUGCACCAUUCCUCAUCCUAUUUCUCAUCCCAGUUGAGUCUAAUACUUCUAAGCACCAGAGCUUGCUGAAAGUGUUGCUGAGUUUUGCCUCGGGCGGCCUACUUGGGGAUGCAUUUUUGCAUUUGAUCCCCCAUGCACUGGAGCCACAUAGUCAUCACGACAAAGAAGGACAUGGGCACUCGCAUCAGGCAUCUCACGGACAUGGGCACUCGCAUUCAGGUGGAGAUCACAGCCACCUCAUGUCAGUGGGGCUAUGGGUACUUGCUGGAAUCAUGGUUUUUCUGGUAGUAGAGAAGUUUGUUCGUCAUAUAAAGGGUGGUCAUUCACAUGGUCAUGGACAUUCACAUGGUAAAGGUAACAAAGCAAAAGACAGCUCAGAAGAAGAAGAAGAAAAAAAAGAGAGUGGUAUUCAAUCCAAAACUGAUAAAAAUAUAAAGAAGAAAGAGAGCACACCAUGCCAGAAAAAAGAUGAAAAAACUAAUGACAUAAAAGUAUCUGGCUAUUUGAACCUGGCAGCUGACUUCACUCACAACUUUACUGAUGGGUUAGCUAUUGGAGCCUCUUUCUUAGUGAGCCCCAGCGUUGGUCUAGUAACCACAGUGACAAUAUUGUUACAUGAAGUUCCUCAUGAAAUCGGAGAUUUUGCUAUCUUGGUGCAGUCAGGAUGUAGCAAGAAGAAGGCAAUGUCAUUACAGCUUUUAACUGCUGUGGGUGCUAUGGCAGGGACCUGCUGCUCCCUUUUGGCUGAGGGAAUUGGUGAGGCUGCCACUGCUUGGAUCCUGCCCUUCACCGCUGGUGGUUUUAUCUAUAUUGCUACAGUAUCUGUCAUCCCGGAGUUGCUGCAUGACUCUAAACCAGUGCAAUCUUUGUUGGAAAUUCUGGCCAUGGUCUUUGGAGUAGUCAUGAUGAUUCUAAUUGCAGAGUAUGAGUGAAUUUCUGAAGAGAACCUCAGAUCAUUGUCAUAACAUACUGGUGGUGGUACAGCUUCAAAAAUGGAGGGGGUGGGGGUGAAGAAGCCUGUUCUAGUUAUUCUUGACUGCAUUUUGUGAAAUAAAAUCUGUGUAGUUUGGAAUCUUCAUCAUCCUUCUACACGUAAGAUAAGAACAAAAAAUUAUUUGCCCUCUGCAUUAAAAGGUGAUAAUGGAACAGCUAAAAGUUUUAAAUUUUUUUUUUUUUUGGUUAAGGCACUAUAAUGACUUGUUUAGGGGACUUCUUUCUUUAACCAACUGACAUCUUUUCUGAUGACAGAUUAUAUAAGCACACAAUGGCUUAAUGUAACAAGGACACAACUAUGUACGUUAAUGGAUGAGAGAGAGGGGCAAACACAUAUGUUGCCAUUUCUGUUUUUCCCUUUAGUAAAGCAGUAUCUUUUAGACCUUGCAGCAGCUACAGUUUAACCCUAAGUAUUUGGACCGUGUAUAAAAAUGACUAAUUCGUAAACGGCUCAUAUGAUAUUUUUGGUAAACCCUUGAAUUAAAAGUAAAUGUCUACACUUCAAUCACAUAAUGAUUUCUUUAUUUCAAAUCCAUUCUGGUGGUGUGCAGAACAAAUAGUAUGAAAAUUAUGUCACUGUCCAAAUACUUAAGGACCUGACUGUAUCUCCUACCCAAUGCAAUAUGAAAACAGCCGGAUAAGCACACCCAAACACUACUGUCUUUUUCUUUUUAACUUUUACUGAUGUCAUGCUUAAUGGGACAUUAAAAGGGCUGAGUUGUCAAAUUGGUUCUCAUUUUUUUUUUCUUCCUGUAAAGCAUAGUUAAAAGAACUGCUUUUAACAUAUUACAAAACUUUUACUGUUCCUCUUUGCUGGAUGCCUGCCUCUGGUGACUAAGGAUAUGCUUCCUGUUGUUUUUUUUUGUUUUUUUUUUAAAUAAGUAGAACACAGCAAAUAUAAUUAAUUGAAUGAGAUGAUAACUCAGUAGUAAUAGAGAAAGAAGGUGAAGCUGAAUUAAGAUGAGUUGCAAUUUAACCUCGCAGUAUAUCAUGUGGCUGGGUUUUUUGCAUUGCUUUGUGGCAACUGUGAUUGUUUACAUCAAUACUGCAAUCCCAUGUAACAUUUUAAUUAAAACAUUUUUUUGGAAAAGUGUCUGCAUCCUUUAGUUGUUAGCCUUUUCAGUUGUGGUUGUAACUUAUUUCAGAUUAGGAAUAAAUGGAAAGUACUAUAUGAUUUUAUAUUAUAUAUAAACUUGCAUAUGUUGUGCAUCUUUCUACUUUUAUAAACAAAUUCAUGAAGGUUAAAAUUCAGAACUACUUUUUGAUACUUUAUGUAGAUGCAAUUCAAGAUAGUUUGUGGUUAAAAUAGUUGAUUGAUUCUGUUUCUGCUUAAGGAGUUACAGUAGUAACAUAGUAAUUUGAUCUCUUGCAAAGGACACAUGCUUUUCUGAUUUGUUCAUUGAAUACAUGUUUUUUUUGAUAAAGGUACAUGUUCGGUUGUUCAUCUUAAUUGGAUUUUUGUUCAGUGUUCUAAACAACACAACACAUUCACACAAGAAAGGGUCACCUAUGAAUAUUUUUACAAUAUUUUUCAUAUCAUUGGAUUAAAAUCGAAAUCAAAAAACUAAAUUAUAAUAGCAAAUCUAAUACUUCCCAAUGUACAUAAUUAACCAAAAUAUUAAAAGUAAUGAUCAAGCUAAUUCAGCAAAUUUGUUUUUUGGUUUACCAUGAAUGGUGAAACAUUCUUUUUGUUUUAGGAUAAAGAAUAUUAUGCAUAAAGACAUCUGCUAAAUACAAAAAAAAAAAAAAGUAGGUGGGUAGCCUUUAAAAAGAAUGAUAGGCACACUGAGGAAUUGUGCAUAGACAUUCUGUACAAAUGUCAUCCGUCGUUUAUAGGAAAAACCAAGAGGAGAGUCCUCUAAUUUGAUGCAUUAUUAUUCAAAUUCACUUCUCUUAGAAAGAUUUAUAAAAUGCACUAAGAGCAUCCCUGUUUUGCUUUAAGUGAAUCCUUAAAGUGACCAAAUAUAAAUACAAAAAACAUUUAAAUGUAAUGUGUUGAACAUGAUUAUUGAUCUCAGGCUAGUUUGUUUUUCACUGCUGAUUUAAAAUAAUUUAGGUAAUCAACCACAUCAAUAGAAUAGUUUAAAUAGUAAUUGUGCUAAAAUUAAAAAUAUUGCAAAAGUACAGAAUAGCUGCUUAACAGACAGUGUCAAUGCUGAGUGAUAAUUCUUGACCAUGAAUUUGAAAUUUUAAAAGCAUUAACCUGAACACUGAUUUUUAGUGCAUAUAUUGGACAGUGUGUAUUGAUGAAAUGGUAGGCAUAAUUAUCUAAACACUUGCAAACCAGCUUGCCUUCAUUCUAAAAUUAAAGAGAGAGAUUUGUUCACUCACAUGCUCUACCUGUUUGCCACCUUCUUUAUAAGUUGCACAUCACAAUUUGCAUAUGUUAGCUUGUUACACUUGUCUCACUUGUUUAUAUCUUCAGUAAGUAAUUAUCCUUUUAAAUGCAGCCUCAGUAAAACAAAAAUCCUUAAUUGUAUUUAUUACCAUAUUUAGAUUACAUUCCCUGAUAAAAUAAUUUGUCAUCUCCUGUAUAUCUUAUUAUUCAAUUUAAUAAGUUCUUGUGGAUUUUGGAAAGGUGCACUAUAAAUAAAACUAGUACUGUA